This is a messenger RNA of Lathyrus oleraceus (garden pea), 921 nucleotides long. RefSeq names its product NDR1/HIN1-like protein 3. NCBI's taxonomy places the organism in Eukaryota, Viridiplantae, Streptophyta, Magnoliopsida, Fabales, Fabaceae. The coding region runs from base 92 to 724 and encodes 210 amino acids. Gene Ontology annotation, biological process: defense response to other organism. Gene Ontology annotation, cellular component: plasmodesma; plasma membrane. The record is from RefSeq and is a predicted model, not a curated record. The transcript has a single exon.
ACACUUCAUUUUAACUUCCAACUUCCUUAAACUUCUUUCACAAUAUAAUCAACUUCAUAACACUUUUUCUUCACUCAAUUACAACAAUAAUAUGGCAGAAGCACAACACCACAACCGUAUUAAAAGACGCUGUUGUUGCCUCUUCAACAACAUAGUUUGGAAGAUUCUCUUAGCAAUAAUCACCUUAGUCGCCCUCAUAAUCCUCAUUUUAUUCCUCGUCAUAAGACCACGGACCUUCAAAUUUAGUGUCAAUGAAGCUAAACUUACUCAAUUCAACUACACCACAACAACCAACACCCUCCAUUACAACCUCGUACUCAACUUUACCGCACGUAACCCAAACAAAAACCUUAACAUCUACUACGAUGAAAUAAAUGGUCAUGUAUCCUAUGAAGGAACAAGGUUUGCUUCAACAAACGUUAUAACAUGGUUAAAUUCAUUCCGUCAAUACACGAAAAACACAAACCUUAUGAGUGGUGUUUUCUCUGGAAAACGUGUUGUUGUUUUUGAUCGUGAUCAAGUUUCUGAUUUUGGACGUGAUAAGAAUGAUGGAGGUUUUCGAAUUGAUGUGAAAUUAUAUUUCAAAAUGAGGUUUGUGCUUGAUGAUUUUUAUGGUGGACAUAGUAAGGGUAACAUUAAAUGUGGACUUUAUGUUCCUUUUGGUUCUAAUGGGACGAAGGUCGUAAAUGCAUUUCAGCCCACCAAGUGUGAUGUUAAUUUCUGAGGAUCAUACUCAUAUCGUUUCACGUGCAUCACUUAUUUGUGGGAUUUGUUGGAGAAAUUUUGAUUUUUCUAUGUUUUUUAAUUUUGUAAUAUUUUAGUUUUUAUUAAAUAUAUUGACAGAUUGUUCAUUCUUUUUACUUACGCAUGAUUGUGGAUUUUAAAUGUGUUUCAGUUGAAUGAUAAAUUUAACUUGGCGUC